Molecule: messenger RNA, 1131 nt
Organism: Pyricularia pennisetigena
Lineage: Eukaryota; Fungi; Ascomycota; Sordariomycetes; Magnaporthales; Pyriculariaceae
Exons: 4
Coding region: 1-1131 (376 amino acids)
Biological process (GO): mitochondrial respiratory chain complex IV assembly
Cellular component (GO): mitochondrion; membrane
Source: RefSeq, a predicted model, not a curated record
AUGGCACCGAUACACUGCAGUCCAUUAUCCGGCGCUGCCCGGAGGAGCGCCGCACGUUUCCUCCAACCACAGUCUGUCUGCAGAGCUCAACCCAUGGCACCACGACCACGGGUGCAGCCACGCCGACCAGUCUCCUCGACCUCAAGACGGCAAUACAAACAACCAGCAGACAACCCCGAUUUUCACUCCAUCCUAGAUAACCCGCCCGAGCUGGUCCGAUCCGGCCGCAGACAUGGCCCCGGGCUUAUUAUCCUAGCAAUCAUACCUCUGACAGCCUUCGGCCUCGGCACCUGGCAGGUCUACCGCCUGAAAUGGAAGACGGACCUGCUGGCCAAGUGCGAGGACCGCCUCGUGCGCCCGCCGCUCCCGCUCCCGCCUCGUGUUGACCCGGCCGCCGUCGAAGACUUUGACUAUCGCCGCGUGUACGUCACCGGCCACUUUCGCCACGACCAGGAGAUGCUCAUCGGCCCGCGCAUGAGGGACGGCGAGCAAGGCUACAUGGUCGUGACGCCGCUCCAGCCCAUCGCCGCCGAGCAAGUCGAGGCGCCUGCGGCCAGUGGUGGCAACGGUGACAGCGCCGGGUCUUCGUUGUGGCAGCGCAUUUCUGGCUUCUUCUGGGGGAGUUCCGAUCAUGGCGGCAAAGAUGCUGCGACUCCGUCCUCGGCGCCGCAGGCCGCGGAGCCGCCGCCGCCUGCAGUACUUGUGAACCGCGGCUGGGUCAGCAAAAAGUUGGGAGACCAGAAAGACCGCCCAGAGAGUCUGCCCGAGGGCCCUGUUACAGUCGAGGGCAUGAUACGGAAGCCGUGGAAGAAGAACAUGUUCACUCCAGACAAUAGGCCCGACAUUGGAGAAUUCUACUUUCCCGACGUUGAGCAAAUGGCUCGCCUUACAGGCAGCCAACCUAUUUGGAUUGAAUCUACGAUGGAGCCGGGACUAUUGGAGGUUCUUGAAAUGCAACGCAAGGGCAUUCCAAUUGGCAGGGCAGCCGAGGUAAACCUCAGGAAUAAUCAUGCCCAGUACAUUUUUACUUGGUAUGCGCUGGCCGCCGCGACCUCGAUCAUGUUCUACUUGGUGGUCAAGAAGCCGUCAAAAGAUGUGACCCGCCGUGUCCGGAAGAACUACAGCUGGUAG